Myotis brandtii (Brandt's bat) is the source of this 5420-nucleotide messenger RNA. RefSeq names its product mitogen-activated protein kinase 8 interacting protein 3 (gene MAPK8IP3). Gene Ontology annotation, cellular component: cytoplasm. Bases 1 to 4062 code for a protein of 1353 amino acids. Gene Ontology annotation, biological process: vesicle-mediated transport. The transcript is spliced from 33 exons. The record is from RefSeq and is a predicted model, not a curated record. NCBI's taxonomy places the organism in Eukaryota, Metazoa, Chordata, Mammalia, Chiroptera, Vespertilionidae. Gene Ontology annotation, molecular function: JUN kinase binding; MAP kinase scaffold activity; signaling receptor complex adaptor activity.
AUGAUGGAGAUCCAGAUGGACGAGGGCGGCGUAGUGGUGUACCAGGACGACUACUGCUCCGGCUCCGUGAUGUCGGAGCGGGUGUCGGGCCUGGCGGGCUCCAUCUACCGCGAGUUCGAGCGCCUCAUCCACUGCUACGACGAGGAGGUUGUCAAGGAGCUCAUGCCGCUCGUGGUCAACGUGUUGGAGAACCUGGACUCGGUGCUCAGCGAGAACCAGGAGCACGAGGUGGAGCUGGAGCUGCUGCGCGAGGACAACGAGCAGCUGCUCACCCAGUACGAGCGCGAGAAGGCGCUGCGAAACAAAUACCCAGACCAGGGCAAAAGCCCCCAGGUGCUUGUGCUUGUGGCUGUUGGCCUGUCUCAAGUUUACAGUGUUCAGAAAUUCAUCGAGUUUGAAGAUGCCUUGGAACAAGAGAAGAAAGAGCUACAAAUCCAGGUGGAACACUAUGAGUUUCAGACCCGUCAGCUGGAACUGAAGGCCAAAAACUAUGCAGAUCAGAUUUGCCGGUUGGAGGAGCGAGAGUCAGAAAUGAAGAAGGAGUACAACGCUUUGCACCAACGACACACAGAGAUGAUACAGACCUACGUGGAGCACAUCGAGAGGUCCAAGAUGCAGCAAGUUGGGGGGAACAGCCAGACCGAGAGCAGCCUGCCCGGGCGGAGGAAGGAGCGCCCCACCUCUCUGAAUGUCUUCCCCCUGACCGACGGCAUGGUACGUGCACAGAUGGGGGGCAAGCUCGUGCCUUCGGGGGACCACUGGCACCUGAGUGACCUCGGCCAGCUGCAGUUCAGCUCCACCUACCAGUGUCCCCAGGACGAGAUGUCCGAGUCGGGCCAGUCCUCAGUGGCUGCCACGCCCAGCACCACAGGCACCAAGUCCAACACGCCCACGUCCUCCGUGCCCUCGGCCGCCGUCACCCCCCUCAGCGAGAGCCUGCAGCCCCUGGGGGAUUACGGCACCGGCACCAAGAGCAGCAAGCGGGCUCGGGAGAAGCGCAACAGCCGCCACAUGGAGGUCCAGGUCACGCAGGAGAUGCGGAACGUCAGCAUAGGCAUGGGCAGCAGUGACGAGUGGUCUGAUGUUCCAGACAUUAUCGACUCCACCCCAGAGCUGGAGCCCCGCCUCGAUCGCACUGGCAACAGCCCGACCCAGGGGAUUGUCAACAAGGCUUUUGGCAUCAACACUGACUCCCUGUACCACGAGCUGUCGACCGCGGGGUCCGAGGUCAUCGGGGACGUGGACGAAGGGGCCGACCUGCUAGGGGAGUUCUCAGUGCGCGAUGAUUUUUUUGGAAUGGGCAAGGAAGUGGGGAAUCUGCUGCUGGAGAACUCACAGCUUCUAGAAACCAAAAACGCUCUGAACGUGGUGAAGAAUGACCUCAUCGCCAAAGUGGACCAGCUGUCUGGGGAGCAGGAGGUGCUGAAGGGGGACUUGGAAGCUGCCAGGCAAGCCAAACUGAGGCUGGAGAGCCGAAUCAAGGACCUGGAGGAGGAGCUGAGGAGAGUGAAGUCCGAGGCUAUCAUUGCCCGCCGUGAACCCAAAGAAGAGGGGGAGGAUGUAAGCAGCUAUCUCUGUACAGAAUUGGACAAGAUUCCCAUGGCGCAGCGCCGCCGCUUCACUCGGGUAGAGAUGGCCCGUGUGCUGAUGGAACGCAACCAGUAUAAGGAGCGGCUGAUGGAGCUGCAGGAAGCUGUGCGGUGGACCGAGAUGAUCAGAGCAUCCCGAGAGCACCCAUCUGUCCAGGAGAAGAAGAAGUCCACCAUCUGGCAGUUCUUCAGCCGCCUCUUCAGCUCCUCGUCCAGCCCCCCACCAGCCAAGCGGUCCUACCCCUCGGUGAACAUUCAUUACAAGUCACCCACCACAGCAGGCUUCAGUCAGCGCCGAAGCCACGCCCUGUGCCAGAUCUCAGCAGGCAACCGGCCCCUGGAGUUCUUCCCAGAUGACGACUGCACCUCCUCUGCCAGGCGGGAGCAGAAGCGUGAGCAGUACCGCCAGGUGCGCGAGCACGUGCGCAACGACGACGGGCGGCUGCAGGCCUGCGGCUGGAGCCUGCCGGCCAAGUACAAGCAGCUGAGUCCUAACGGGGGCCAGGAGGACACACGGAUGAAGAACGUGCCUGUCCCGGUGUACUGCCGCCCUCUGGUAGAGAAGGAUCCCACCAUGAAGCUGUGGUGUGCUGCGGGGGUCAACUUGAGCGGCUGGAAACCCAGUGAGGACCACACUGGGAAUGGAGUCAAGCUGGAGCCAGGCUGUGACCCUCUGACCUGCAACCGGGAAGUGGAAGGAGAAGCCAAGAGCAACCACACAUCGCCAGAGAAGAAAAAGGCAAAGGAGCUCCAUGAGACAGACGCCACCUCAAGCCGGGUGUGGAUCCUCACCAGCACCCUGACCACCAGCAAGGUGGUGAUCAUCGAUGCCAACCAGCCAGGCACCGUGGUGGACCAGUUCACCGUCUGCAAUGCCCAUGUCCUGUGCAUCUCCAGCAUCCCCGCGGCCAGCGACAGUGACUACCCUCCCGGGGAGAUCUUCCUAGACAGCGACGUGAACCCUGAGGACUCUGGUGCGGACGGGGUGCUGGCCGGCAUCACCCUCGUGGGCUGCGCCACACGCUGCAAUGUGCCGCGGAGCAACUGCUCCUCCCGAGGGGACACCCCAGUGCUGGACAAGGGCCAGGGGGAGGUGGCUACUGCCGCCAAUGAGAAGGUCAACCCUUCACAGUCCACGGAAGAGGCCACAGAGGCCACAGAAGUCCCUGACUCUGGGCCCAGUGAGGCAGAGGCAGCUGCAGUGCGACCCGGGCCCCUCACGGAACACGUCUUCACCGACCUGGCCCCUGCCCCACCCCCCAGUGCCCAGCCUGGCAGUGAAAAUGGGCCAGAGGCUACCUCGAGUGAUGUGCAGCCCGAGCCCGAGCCCAGUGGAGACCCCAAGGGGGCCAGCAGCAGUGCCUCGCCCACCAUGUGGCUGGGAGCCCAGAAUGGCUGGCUGUACGUGCACUCGGCCGUAUCCAACUGGAAGAAGUGCCUGCACUCCAUCAAGCUGAAGGACUCCGUGCUGAGCUUGGUGCACGUGAAAGGACGAGUGCUGGUGGCUCUGGCAGAUGGGACUCUGGCCAUCUUCCACCGCGGCGAAGAUGGCCAGUGGGACCUGAGCAACUACCAUCUGAUGGACCUGGGCCACCCACACCACUCCAUCCGCUGCAUGGCUGUUGUGUACGACCGUGUCUGGUGCGGCUACAAGAACAAGGUGCACGUCAUUCAGCCCAAGACGAUGCAGAUAGAGAAGUCCUUUGAUGCCCACCCGCGGCGGGAGAGCCAAGUGCGGCAACUGGCAUGGAUCGGUGACGGGGUAUGGGUGUCCAUCCGCUUGGACUCCACACUGCGGCUGUAUCACGCCCACACCCACCAGCACCUGCAGGACGUGGACAUCGAGCCCUACGUCAGCAAGAUGCUGGGCACCGGCAAGCUGGGCUUCUCUUUCGUGCGCAUCACGGCCCUGCUUAUUGCGGGCAACCGCCUCUGGGUGGGCACCGGCAACGGAGUCGUCAUCUCCAUCCCGCUGACCGAGACUGUGGUUCUGCACCGAGGCCAGCUUCUGGGGCUCCGAGCCAACAAGACAUCCCCCACAUCUGGGGAGGGGGCCCGCCCAGGAGGCGUCAUCCACGUGUACGGCGACGACAGCACCGACAAGUCGGCUAGCAGCUUCAUCCCCUACUGCUCCAUGGCCCAGGCUCAGCUCUGCUUCCAUGGGCACCGCGACGCUGUCAAGUUCUUUGUCUCAGUGCCAGGGAACGUGUUGGCCACUCUCAAUGGCAGCGUACUGGACAGCCCGUCUGAGGGCCCCGGGCCUGCCGCCCCUGCCUCAGAGGCCGAGGGCCAGAAGCUGAAGAAUGUGCUGGUGCUGAGCGGAGGGGAGGGCUACAUUGACUUCCGCAUUGGCGAUGGGGAGGAUGAUGAGACGGAGGAGAGUGCAGGGGACAUGAGCCAGGUGAAGCCCAUGCUGUCCAAGGCUGAGCGCAGCCACAUCAUCGUGUGGCAGGUGUCCUACUCCCCCGAGUGAGGCAUGGCCUCUAUUGCCCCCUACCUGGCACCAUCAUGUACAUAUGCCCACCCUGCCCCAUGGGGCAGCCCACCAGCCCCUCUCUAACCUCUCAACCUGCAGCUUUCACCUUAGGUCCGGCCUGGGAGCUGACAGGGGCAGCAAGCAGCAAAGCGGAUCUGGCUGGGAGGUGGGAGGGACAGAGCCUUUGGGGACACCCUUUUCCAAGCAGCUCCUGGCCAGCCCCUAGUCCAGAGUCCAGACCCAGGGCACUGGAGGGCCAGAACAAGGCAGAAUUCCAGAGUGAACAUUCCCCAGGGAGCUCCCAACUGCACCAUGGGCUCCCCAUCUCAUCGGGAGAGGAAGCAGGGUCCUCACAGCCAAGGCCCACUUGCCUUUGCCUGCUGUCCAUGAGGGUGGGGGGGUCUGACCUUAAGGGAGCCGGUCCAGCCACUAGCCUUCCCUGGGUUCCCCCAUGCCCUGUCCCUGCCACCCCAGGAAAUGGCAUGAAAGCAUGUAUCCAGGCUCCCUGGGGCAGCUGUUUGAGAAGAUAGAUGCCCCCGUCGUGCUCAUGUUCCCCGAUUACCCUGUGUGGCAGGCUCUCACCAGCCCUCAUCAACCCAUGUGUCCUUUCCUGGGCAGAAGACCCACCUUAUAGAAGCAGGCCCUGCAGUCCUCCUCCUGGAAGGCCCCAGGGUGGGGUUUCUCAGGCUGUCAGGGCAGACCCAAGCCUCAGGAAGGGGUGGGGGGGCACUAGGACACAGGCUCAGCCUCAGGGUGAUGGAAGAAGGUAUGCUCCAGGGCCUGCCUCCCAAGCAGUCUCCAAGGAGCCCAGCUCCCAAGACACGUUACUAAGUGCCUCGGGUUGGUGGUGUGGCCUUCUCCCUUAAGGGCAACUGACAGGCUGACAGCGGAGACCCUAAGGGCUCAGGACGGGCCACCUCCCUGGCUCUAGGAGCAUGCACCCACCUGCUUUGAAGGGCACCGCCCUGGACUGCUGCCUCCCCACCUGCCCAGGCCCAGGCCUUACUCCUGCUCCGAAAAACACUGAUCAGGGCAGCCCCAGGCCCUGCUGCCCACGCACCUCCCACCAGAGAAGCACAGAUCUUGGGCAGCCAUGCCAUAGCCCAGCCAGUACCACUGCAGUCACAUGCAGCUUAGGCUUCUCCCCACCGCCUGCCACUCUCCACUGUGAUGUAUGUCAAGUCCCUUGUCUCUUCCCACAGGGCCAUGGGUGACCGGGGUUAUCUGGGUGGAUGCAGCUGGGGGAAGGGGCUGGGUGACGAUUCUCCUCAGGCUUUGGCCCUGCAAGCAAACUCAUGUAUCUGCUCUGUGUAAUAAAUGUCUUAUCAUGGAACCUCCGUGUCCCUGAACCCAAA